UGCAGGCCCCACCCUCCCAGGUGGCGGAGGUCACGUGGUGCGGCCCUGUAGCCGCUGAGUCUGAGGCGGCUCCGGUUCGCUUCCACCGGGAGGGGGAGGGAAAGCUUCCAGAAGCUCCGGGGUUUAUAGACCAGGCCUCCCUUUAAGAUCUGAGUCAGUAGCUGGAUUCAUCAGGAUCUGAACAUCAUCGGUCUUUGCACAUGGAAGGAGAAAAGCGUGAUCGACUGGUGGACACACCACACGUUUGUACCGUGUGUGGACUCACCGUUAUCCUUUCGCCUGACCUGGAGAGACACGUGCACUGUAACUGUGAGGAGGAGCCAGGUAACAGUCGGGGCAGCAAGAAAGAAUUCGGUUCACUGUCCGUAGAUGAUCAACGCCCUGCCACUGAGGAGAGUCAGUUUACCUGCUCUCCAUGUGGGGAGGAUUUUUCUUAUCCUUCCCAUGUGCGAGCGCAGCAGCGGGUUCACUGCAACAAGAAUCCGUGGAAAUGUUCCCACUGUGCCAAGGGCUUCAAGAACCCGCAGGAGUUUAAGCGACACCAGGGCCAACACACUGGGCAGAGGCCUUUCCCCUGCUCGGUAUGCGGGAAGGGAUUCACUCAGUUAUCUGACCAGCGGAGGCAUCGGAAAAGCCACUCCGUUCAACCACUCCUUGACUGCUCCUUCUGCGGGAAAAAGUUCACUCGAUCAUCUUCCCUCCUGAGACAUCAGCAGUUUCACACCAAUGCACGUCCGUUUCAGAGUUCAGACAAAUGCAACCAGGAGCUGAGGGGACAACAGCUGGAGGGAGUCAACGAGAGGCCGUUCACCUGCCCGGCGUGUGGUAAGAGGUUUGCCCGCUCUUCCAACCUGCUGACCCACCAGCGGGUCCACACGGGGGAGAGGCCAUUCACCUGCCCGGACUGUGGGAAGGAGUUUGCCCAGGCUUCCAACCUGGAAACGCACCAGCGCGUCCACACUGGGGAGAAGCCAUUCACCUGCUCUGUGUGCGGGAAAGGAUUUGCUCGAUCGUCCGCCCUACUGACCCACCAGCGGGUACACACCGGGGAGAGGCCGUUCACCUGCUCCGUAUGUGGGAAGGGGUUCACUCAGUCCUCCAACCUGCUGACCCACCAGCGCAUCCACACCGGCGAGAGGCCGUUCACCUGCUCCGUGUGCGGGAAGGGAUUCAUUCGCUCCUCCAAGCUGCUGACCCACCAGCAGGUCCACACCGAUGAGAGACCGUUCCCCUGUUCGACCUGCGGGAAGUGUUUUAAAAGCACCAACAGUCUGGUGAUACACCAACGCUAUCACACUGCCGUGCGACCGUUCGCCUGCUCUGUGUGCGGGAAGGGAUUCACAGACUCGUCCCACCUCCUGAGGCACCAGCGGGUCCACACAGAUGAGAGGCCGUUCACUUGCUCUGUGUGUGGGAAGGGAUUCAUUCGCUCCUCCCACUUGCUGAGACACCAACAGGUUCAUCCGACUUCCUAGCAUAUGACCCUGAUGGUAGCUGGGCUGAAGUGAAAAGUGUUUUAUGAAUUCCCAUGCUGUUCCUUUAGGUUUUCAGCCUGUUUGGCUGACAGUUCCCUUUAUCGAAUCUCUCAUGGUUUUACAUGAACUCUACACCACAAGCCAUUUGGCUCAGUUGGUCUGAGAACACAUUAUUUCACCACUUGAGCCUCGUCCCAUCCUCUCUUCACCUCACAUCCAUAACCAUAUCCUUCCAUUCCUUUCUCUAUCAUGUGUUUAUCCAGUUAUCCCCCUUCAGUAUGUUCCGACUAUUCUUUUAAUAUGACUGUACGAAACAGGAACAGAAUGAGGCCAUUUGGCCCCUUCAGCCAUUUGAAAGGUCACAGUUGAUCCAACAUUCCUCACAUCCACUUUCCAGUCCUUUCCCCAUAACUCUUGAUUUUUGAACUGGACAAGAAUCUAUCUAUCUUAGCCUUAAAUAUACAUAAUGACUCUGUUCCCACAGUGCUUUGGCAAGGAAUUCCAAAGACUCUUAAUCCUCUGAGAGGAAAAAAAUCUCCUCAACUCAGUCUUAAAUUGGUGCCCAUUUAUUCUGAGUCAAUGCCCUCUGGUCUUGGACUCAACCAUGAGGGGAAACAUCCUCUCAGCAUUUAUCCUUUUAAGCUCCUGAAGAAUGCUACAUGUUUCAAUGAGAUUGCCACUAAUUUUUCUAAGCUCAGUGAGUAGAAACCCAGCCUGUUUAACCUUUGCUCAUUAGACAACCCCUCCACACCAGAGAUCAUCCUAGUGAAUCUUCUCUGAACUGCCUCAAAUUAAAUGAUAUCUUUCCUUAAUUAAGGGGAAACCAAAACUGCUCACAGUACUCCAGAUGUGGUCUCACCAUUUUGUACAGUUGCAGUAAGGCCUCCCUUCUCUUAUACACCAACCACCAUUAUUGGAGAGGAUUUGAGUACAGCAGUAGUGAAGUAAUUCUUCAAUUGUAUAGGAACUGGUUUCAACUGGACCUGGAGUACUUUGUAUAGUUCUGGUCUCCUUAUCACAGGAAGGAUAUUAUUGUCAUAGAGGGAGUGCAAUGAAGGUUCACCAGACCUGUUCCUGGGAUGGUGAGAGACUAUCCUACUAAGACAGAUUGGGCAAAAUGUAUUCUCUAGAGUUCUGAAACAUGAGAGGUGAUCUCAUUGAAACUUUCAAAAUAUUUAAAGGGGUAGACAGGAUAGAUGCAGAUAAGAUGUUUCCCCAUUUGGUGAGUCAAACCCUAACAGGGCACAGUUUAUAUUCAUGCCUACAAAAUAGGCACAAGAGUAGGCUAUUUGGCUCAUUAGGUCCACUCUGCCAUUCAAUAUGAUUGUAGCUAAUUAUCCAAUCCGUACUACCCUGUUCUCACUUCCUUCCCAUAUCCUUUGAUCUCUGUAAACCGAAGAACUAUAGCUAACUCCUCUUUGAAAACAUUCAAUGUUUUGGCCUCAAUCAAUUUCUAUGGAAGAGAAUUCGACAGGGUCACCACUCUGGCUAAAUAAAUUUCUCCUCAACUCAGUCCUAAAUGUCCUGCCCCAUAUCCUUAGAGUAUGACCCCAGGUUCUGGACUCCCUGCUCAUUGGGAAUGACCUUCCUGUAUUUACCCUGUCUAGUCCUGUGAGAAUUUUAUUGGUUUCUAUGAGAUCAGAUCUCAUUCUUCUAAACUCCAGUGAAUAUAGUCCCAACCGAUCCAGUCUUUCUUCAUAUAUCAGUCCUGCCAUCCCAGGAAACAGUCUGGUAAAACUUUGUUGCACUCUCUUCAUAGCCAGAACCAUCCUUCCUCAGACAAGGAGACCAAAACUGCACACACAAUUCUCCAGGAGUGGUCUCACCCAGUACAGUUGCAGUGAGAUAUCCCUGUUCCUGUAUGCGAAUCCUCUCGCUAUAAAAGCCAAUGUUCCACUAGCCGUCUUCACUGCCUGCUGCAUCUGCUUGAUUACUUUCAGUGACUGGUGUACAAGGGACAUCCAGGUCUCCUGCUUCCCAAUCUCUCACCAUUCAGAUAAUAAUCUACCUUCCUGUUUUUGCUCUCAAAGUGGAUAAUCUCACGUUUGUUCGGAUUAUACUUCACAGUUCAUCGGCCCACCCAGCAUUGUGUUAUCCGCAGACUUGGAGGUUAAUUUAGGUUACGUUUAGUUAAUUGUAUCAUACAGCAGGGAAGAGAGUCUUCAGCCUAUCUGUGCCAUCAUAAAUACACUUCUACUUAUACUAGUCCCACUUUCCAACACUAGGUCCAUAAUCCUGACUGUUACGACACUUCAAAUGUUCAUCCAAGUUUUUUUCUUAAGAUGUUGUGAGAUUUCCCACCUCAACCACCCACCCAGGGAGUGUAUUCCAGAUUCCCACCACCCUCUGGGUGAAAACAGAUUUUCCUCAAAACCUUCUGCUUUUCACUUUAAAAGUGUGCCCCUUGUUCUUGACUUUUGGACUGAGGGAAACAGCUGCUUACUAUCCACCCUGUCUAUUCCCCUCGUAAUCUUAUACACCUCAAUCAGCUUCCCCUCCAACCUUCUCUGCUUUAAAGAAAACAGGAAGGAUGGUUCUGGCUAUGAAGAGAGUGCAACAAAGUUUUACCAGACUGAUUACAGGAUAGAAGGACUGAUGUAUGAACAAAGACUGGGAUGUUGAAUCUCCUCUGCACCCCAUCCAGCACAAUCAUAUCCUCCCUUUAGUGUGGAGACUAGAACUGCACACAAUACUCCAGCUGUGGCCUAAACAAAGUUCUGCACAGGUCCAACAUAACUUCCAUGCUUCUGUAAUCCAUCUGUUCACUGAUAAAGACAAGUGUCCUGUAUACCUUCUUCACUCCCCUAUUAACUUGUUCUGCCACUUUCAGGGAUCUGUGGACUCCCCAAGAUCCCUCUGAACUUCCCAGUGAUCUGCCAUUCAUUGAGUAUUCUCUUGUCUUGUUCUUCUUCCAUAGUGCAUGACCUCACGUUUAUCAGGGUUAAAUCUGACCAACUCAUCUAUACCCUCCAGUGAUCUAAGAUGACCCUCCUUACUGUCAACCACACAGCCAGUCUUUGUCAUCCAUAAACUUACUUAUAAUACCCCUAUUGUUCUCAUCUGCAUCAUUUAUGAAUAUUACAAACAAUAAGAGGCCCAGUCCUGAUCCAUCUACAACCUUCUAUCACCACCAGCUGUCUCCUCCUACUAAGCCAAUUUUGGAUCCAACUUGACAAGUUAUCCUGGAUCCCAUGAGCUAUUACUUUUACCAAGUUUCCAUGUGGGACCUUUUCAAAGGCCUUGCUGAAAUCCAUACAAACGAUCAACUGUCCUACCCUUGUCUACACAUUGGGUCAGCUCCUCAAAAAAUUCAAUCAAGUCUGUUAGUUCUCUCACCCAAAUCUUUAAGACCACAGGACACAGAAGCAGAAUUGGGCCAUAGACUUCUGUGGCAAUGAGUUCUACAGAUUCCCCAGCUUCUGGCUGAAGAGAUUCCUCCCCAUCUUAGCUCGAAAGGGUCAUCCCUUCACUCUGAUAGACUGUGCCCUUGGGUCUCAGUCUCUCCUAGUAGUGUAAACAUCUUUGCCACGUCCUCUCCACUCAGGCCUCUCGAUAAGCUAUAUUCAGAUAUAUUCUGAAUAGCUGGGGUCCAAUCCCCGUACUCUGCAGUAGCUACUUCCAGCCACUCAGAAAAAGAACCAUCGCUCCUGCUCUAUGCUUCCUAUCUGCCAACCAGUUCUCUCUGCAUGUCAGUACACUACCCCUAUGCCAUGCUCUUUAAUUUUACAUGCUUUCUCUUCAGUGGGACCCUACCUUAAAAAUAAAGGGAAUGCCACAGGGUACUGAGAUGAGGAGAAUUCUUUUCACUCAGGGUGUUGAGAACCUUUGGUAUUCUGUACCACAGAGAGCUGUGGAGGCUCAGACUCUGAAUAUGCUUCAGAUAGAGACUGACAGAUUUCUGAUGACUGGUGGCAUACAGGGUUAUGAGUAAAAAGCAUUGAAGUGUUCAAUCAGCCAUGAUCAUGUUGAAUAGCAGGGCAAACUAGAGAGGCUGAACGGCCUUCUCCUGUUCCUCUGUUCCCAUCCUGAAACGGUUUGCCAGAGCAGACACUGAGAGGAUGUUUCCCCUUGUCGGUGACAUCUAGAACAGGGGCUACAGUGUGAAACUGAGGGGUUUUGUCCAUUUAAUUGGAAAUGAGGAUAAAUUUUAUCACCUGGUGAGGGUGAUGAGUGUGGAAUUCCCUCUCCCAGAAAGCAGUGAAGGCUGGGCCACUGAAUAUAUUCAAGGCUGAGUUAGACAGGUUUUUGAUCGAAGCAGUUAGAGGUUAUGCGGGACAGGAAGAAAGUGGAGCUGAGACCACAACCAGAUCAGCACGAUCUUAUCGAUAAGCAGAGCUGGAUCAAGGAGGCAAAUGUUCUUCUCCUGCUCUUAUUUCUGAUGAUCUUUUAAUUUUUAUAAUCAUUAUAGAAGGAGUGCUGGAGGAUCUGCCUUUGAAAUAUGUGGUUUCCUGAUUUCGGGAGUACACUGAAGCUGUGCGUAUAAUGUGUAAUAAUAAGUGAGGCAAAAUUCAGAUUCAACCUACAAGUGGCUUGAGAAACGUUUGUUAUUUUAUUUGGUAACAGACUCGAAAGACCAGUCUUUAUUACCUUUUUCCCCUGGUAUCUUCUUGAGAAGGUAUUGGUCGUUGUUUCAGGUUCUGGUUCUGAAGAGGUUAAUGUUCGUGUUACAUUGAAUCUACCCAUUGCACUGAUGUGACACAUUGUGUGUGGGUGGAGGCAAGGUGUUUUAUUCCAAAUUUCAGAAGGAGCAGAUCUAUCUGUACCAACUGUGAGGGGUUUUGGUAAUUAUGUCUAACUUCAAGAUUGUUAUGGAAAAGGACAAAGAUGGGCCUGAAAUGAAAGCUGUUAAGUGUGGGGAGGCUGAUUUUAAUAAGAUCAGAGAUGAUUUGGCCAGAAUGGACAGUGGAAUGCAUUCAAGAAAGACGUAUGGAAAGUACAGGGCCAACAUGAUCCAAUGAAGAAAAGGAUAGGGCCAUCAAAUUCUGUUAAUCUUGGAUAUCAAGGUAUAGAAAGUUGGAGGCCUGAGCGAAGUGGGGAUGGUCAGCGGGCCGGAGGCUUGAGCAGAGCAGAGGAGGUGGUUGGACUGGGGACCAGUCAAGUGGUUUUUGAGCCCUGGUAGACCAUGUGUGGAAGCCCCCUGCACUGAUGUACUGAAAGACUGUAACACUUAUUAAUCUUAUUCUCAUUUUUCUAACUUAUACUAUGAACAACUGUAAGUAAUGUAACUUUUUUUUUCUUUUUUCCCUUUAUUUCUGUACUUUGUACUUUCGAUGUCGUCAUAUGGGGCGACAUUGUAAACUUUUCAUUGUACUCCUGCUCUUGAGUACACGUGACAAUAAAGGAUAUUCUAUAAUCUA
Messenger RNA from Rhincodon typus (whale shark), 6832 nucleotides. Its product is annotated as zinc finger protein OZF-like. Gene Ontology annotation, biological process: regulation of transcription by RNA polymerase II. Lineage: Eukaryota; Metazoa; Chordata; Chondrichthyes; Orectolobiformes; Rhincodontidae. Gene Ontology annotation, cellular component: nucleus. Bases 201 to 1475 code for a protein of 424 amino acids. Gene Ontology annotation, molecular function: DNA-binding transcription factor activity, RNA polymerase II-specific; RNA polymerase II transcription regulatory region sequence-specific DNA binding. The record is from RefSeq and is a predicted model, not a curated record. The transcript has 2 exons.